UGCACACAACAUGUGUAAGUCCAAGUCUCCAUGCAUAUAUGUCCAAACAUGGCAAUCUCAUCGCCGCUCAGUUUGAUUUCAUCAAUUUUCAACUCAAUAGCCGAUAAGCACUACAUUUGAGCUCAUCAUCUCUUCUCUUAUGUUUCAUCUCUCUUUCACAACUUCACUUCACAUUACACUCAAACACUACUCAUAUGGCCAGUCUUGUUGCAUUAUUUGGUGCAGUUCUGGUCACAAUCCUUGUGCUCUUGGUUCCUAAAGUUGUAAGUGAUGACUUUGAUUCAAUUCCUUCAGAUAAAUCACAGUUGUCUGCGUGGUUCGAUAAAAAUGUUGCCCUGGCCAGCGUGCGUAAAGACUUGGAUCCGGCCUUAGCCAUGGCAGAAUCGAAGCAGCCAAGAAUUAUCUAUGUGAAGCAAGAUGGAAGUGGAGAUUUCAAGACAAUCAGCGAGGCUAUCAAGAGUGUUCCCAGAAGUAAUCCGUGUCGCGUUAUAAUUAGCAUUGCUGGAGGGAAUUAUUUUGAGAAAUUGUUGGUGGAUCGUUACCAAACAUUUGUUACACUCUAUGGAGAUCCGAAUGAUGUUCCGGUUAUAUCGUAUAAUGGUGAUGCUAAAACAUAUGGAACUACGAAUAGCGGGACUCUGACGGUUGAAGCCACAGCUGAUUAUUUCAUGGCUGUUAAUCUCAAUAUUGUAAAUACAGCGCCAAGGCCGGAUGGGCGACCUCUGGCACAAGCGGUGGCAUUGAGAGUGAGUGGCAAAAAUGGAGCAUUCUACAACGUGAAACUGCAGGGGUUUCAGGACACGUUAUGUGAUGAUGCGGGGAACCAUUUGUUCAAGGACUCUUACAUCGAAGGAACUGUGGAUUUUGUAUUUGGCAACUCGAAAUCUUUGUAUUUAAAUACGGAACUACAUGUAUUGGAUGGAAGACAAGAAGAUGUGAUCACCGCGCAUGCAAACGAUGAUCCUAAUGCAGAUUUGGGAUUCUCGUUUGUGCAUUGCUCUGUAACAGGAACCACCACAAAGACCUACUUGGGUAGAACCUGGAGAUCGCAUCCUAAGGUGAUUUUUUCGUAUACUGAUAUGGGUGAUGUUGUUUACCCUCAAGGCUGGUCGUGCCUAGGCAGACCACAGUAUGCAGAAACUGCAUAUUUUGCGGAAUUUGAGAACAGAGGACCAGGAGCGAUGCCAGAGCAGCGCGCAGGUUUUGUAAAGAAGUUAUCUGAUGCUGAUGCUAAACCAUUCAUAACUCUUGGGCAUAUUAAUGCAUCUGGAUGGCUGCUUCCUCCUCCUACGCUUUAA
Messenger RNA from Daucus carota subsp. sativus, 1298 nucleotides. Its product is annotated as pectinesterase 1-like. Lineage: Eukaryota; Viridiplantae; Streptophyta; Magnoliopsida; Apiales; Apiaceae. Gene Ontology annotation, molecular function: pectinesterase activity. The coding region runs from base 195 to 1298 and encodes 367 amino acids. The record is from RefSeq and is a predicted model, not a curated record. The transcript has 3 exons. Gene Ontology annotation, biological process: pectin catabolic process; cell wall modification.